AUGGCAGCUAUAUUCGUAUUUUUGAUUUCUAUUGCCGCAAUUGUUGAUGCAUCUGAAGGUUCCGGUGCCGAAUCAAAUAUUUGGAUUGAAUACAAAGAUCCAGUGGUAAAUUUGAACUAUGUGAACAACUUAUUGUCUGACUACAAUAAUGCUCCGACUAAUGCAACAUUUCAGUUGGGAUAUGUUCAAACUACUGAAGAAAUGCGACAAAAUAGACUGUCGUUAACGAUGUGGACACAUCUGGACUGGUUUUUACCUCUACAAAUUUCUGGUGCUUACUGGGGACCACAGCAAAAGCUUAAAUUUGGUCUAAAUGAUCAAACUAUUAUCAAUGGUUUACCGCAAACUGUUUUUAAAAAUGCACUAUAUUUUUAUGAGCAUAAAACACCGUUGUUGAAUACGAUGUUACAUAUCAACAAAGAUGGACGUUUGCAGUUACAUUCUAAAAUUAGUGUCGAUAUUCCAUGCGUUCAUUUUUUUUUAAUUUUACAGAAGAAUACCGAAUAUACAAGUUGUGGUAAAAAAUUAUUCGGAAAUAAUUCAACAGCACAAAAUUUGGGUAAUGUCAUCUGUGAAAUGCGUUAUGGAAGUUUUAUAAAGGAUCAAUCAAUGCUGACAUUAGACUGGUCUAACGAGCCGAUUGAUGGACAAACUUUCACCUGUUCAACUGGUUCUAUUCCACAUUGUACUGUUGUUGAUGUUGUCACAUCAAAACGACAAACUAAAUUUUUGAAUGAAGAUUAUGACGAAUUAGUGGCUUGUUUUUUGCUCGACUAUAAAACCUUUGAACGAUAUGGCGUCUGA
Molecule: messenger RNA, 804 nt
Organism: Enterobius vermicularis (human pinworm)
Lineage: Eukaryota; Metazoa; Nematoda; Chromadorea; Rhabditida; Oxyuridae
Source: the annotation of a GenBank genome assembly